Messenger RNA from Formica exsecta, 7500 nucleotides. RefSeq names its product octopamine receptor Oamb (gene Oamb). The transcript has 8 exons. NCBI's taxonomy places the organism in Eukaryota, Metazoa, Arthropoda, Insecta, Hymenoptera, Formicidae. Gene Ontology annotation, molecular function: G protein-coupled amine receptor activity. The coding region runs from base 4213 to 5961 and encodes 582 amino acids. Gene Ontology annotation, cellular component: membrane. The record is from RefSeq and is a predicted model, not a curated record. Gene Ontology annotation, biological process: adenylate cyclase-activating adrenergic receptor signaling pathway.
UUAAAGAAUAGAUUGCGACCAAAUCCGAAGGGAUCAUUAGAAAUUCAUUCGGCAUAUCAGAUCACCGGCGCAGAUGAGACGUAAUUAAAGAAAAUUCGUGAGAGUGUCGAGCAAACUGCGAAGAGACAUAAUUGAAAAUUCAUGCGGCGUUUUAGCGCCUUCUCUUUUUCGUAAAAUGAGCAAGGGACAAUAAUAGCCAGUUUAUUGGAUCUCUUAAUCGAUGGCAGACUUUUAGACGAUUGACAUAGCGGGAUUAGCUUAGAAUAUCCGAUCGAAAGUACAGACUGGUUGAAUUAAAGAUUCAAGCGACUACUUCCGCAAACUUGAAUUACAAAGUGCGAACGAGGGCGAGCUAUCCAAUCGACGAGCUAUCUAGUCCGGCAAUUUCUUCGAUUCCGUGGAAAUAUAUAAUCCGACGAGCAGAGGAAACGAAAGAGUUAAGGAGAAACGUCGUCGAACGGAGAAAAGCUAUUCGCAGUUAAAUCUGGCAACACGCUCGAUAAGUAGGAUACGAAUCGUUUGUGAAGAUUGUUGAAGCGGAACAAGGAGAGGAUACCGUGAAGGAAACGUUGAAGCCUGAACAAACGACUUCAAGUUUUGUAUCUACUUUUUUUUCGUAGUAAGCGAUCGUCGAAAAGAGAAAUAAUACUUUUCGUUCAUCUCUUUUGCAAAAACGACCAUAAAAGGUACAAUUCGAUAUCGAUAGUUUCCGAGAGUGAAUGAAACGCCCACGCACGUCCGAAAAAAAAAAGUAAGAGGAAAGCGUACGAAAUCGGUCCAUGAGAUUAAUCCACCGGGAUUUACCGCGGGAAUUUUCAGUAUCAAUUUGAUAUCAAUUUAUCCUGCAUCUCUGACGCAUCAACAAACGAUCGCCAACGGAAAAAUCGCACCGAAAACUCAACUCUCGCCAUUCGCGGUGGAACGUGAUCGCACUUCCAGAAAGCUGCCGAAAAGGCACCCUCUUUUGAUUACCUUUUUUCGCAUGUAACGUCAGUCUAAGUGGAAGCUUGCGAAAAGGCAGGAAGAUAUUGUAGGGAUAGAUUGCAAUUUCCGGUCGGCCGCGUAACAGCAAAUUCAUUGCACCAGGAGGCGUAAUCCUGAAGGACGAGCACGCGCGCGCGGAGUGUCCUGAAUCGGGAUUUCGAGACUCGAGACAGAUACGAACGCGAAUUCGUUUGUUAAAGACAGCACGCAUAUACGUUCGGGAUUGUUUCUUCACUCGUCGAUACGAUCGCCUGACGAGAAAGAACGAGCGUCAACAAAAAAGGGAAGAAUUCUGAUUCGCGCCUCCGUCCCCGUGUCCGUCCGAUGACUAGUCGUGAAUAGUCACAACUGCUUGAGAUUGUCAGAAGAAAUUGAACAUAAGAUCACAGGAUCGGCAAAGACGAGAUUCUUCACGAAGAAGAUUGAGUUGAGUGAAAGCACGAACAGAAGCGAAUCGAGAAUUUAAUUUGAAGAAUAUGGCACAGGAAAAGAAAUAAUUUAACCCUUUUCUUCUCUCUCUUUCUUUCUGCGAGAUUAUUAAAUAUAAAACGACGAGUAAUUCGAUUUUUACAUCCGAGAACGUAACGAGCGACCGUUUAUACACGCCGAGAUUCUCUCGACACGAUAAAAAAACGGCGGCCGCGGAAUAGAGAUUUUCAUUCAACGAAGAAUAUAUGAAAUAUUCGUCGUUGAGUUGAGUGAGAAGCGCAAGUUGUCCCGCUCGCAAAGCGAACAGCAGAAAUUACUGCUCCGUUCAACGUUGGCAGAAGAGCGAAAUCUAAGAGAAAAAUAAUUUUUCUCACUCGUGGCAGUCACAUAGCAAUAGUAAUUUGUCGGCGCGAAUUGUCCGAUCGUGUGCGUUCAAAUGUUAAAGUUCAAAGCCUUUUUUCUCAUCUACAAAGAUACCGAUAAGAAAAUCGUAUGUUCUUAAAUAAACACGAGCUGGGAAUUUAUUUGACGACAGGACGUUUUCUUUGGCGAAACGUUCAUUAGAAUCAUAAAACCAGGAAACUUUUAUUAUAAUUACUAAUAGUGAGAGAAAGAAAGCAAAGCGCAAGUCCAGGAGAUGAAUGAAAAAUCUCUUCAUCUUAAAAUUCUUCAAGUAGAAAAGUUUCUUAUAUGCUUCUGAAAUUUACUUAUAUAUGUCUACGUGAGCGAAAGUGUCGAUGUGCAAUUAAGGUUUCAAGAAAUCACCAUCGAUUUAUAUCAAUAAAAUUUGCCCAUAGCUUCCCGAAAGGAUCAAGCCGCCUCUUAUCGUGGAAGCGGGUGAGAUCGAGGGAAAGGCACUCAACUGAUCGUGUCGACGCCGGUAAAAUUCAAGAAGAGAAUGCCAGUCAAUGACUUCGCUUAAUAGAAGCGACGACGCUGUUUUCAAUUCUUGGUGGGAUAACGUCAAUCUUUCGAGCGGAAUGAACGUCGGAAGAUUUCCGUCGGAUUCGAUUUGGUAAGGAAAGAAGAAGGAGGAGAAGCACCUCCCGUCAUACGAGAGGGUGAAGCCGCAGAAGGAGGAAGGGUCACGUUAGGUGGGUAUGUGAUCGUCUUGUGUGUGGCGGAAGCGAAAAGUGCAGUCGAAGCAAUACAGCGGAGCUAAAACGGUCUCCGGAGAAGAAAUUGCAGCCUGCUACUGUUGCGAGAAGGAGAGAAAAAGGGAAGAGAAAACCGACAACGAUCACGACACGUGCGUUAUCAACCCGUCGCCGAAGUUUGCUCGCUAAGAUACGUUCUCCUUGUUGUAUUCUGUCGUUUCUAUUUAGGAAAACGCUAAUGGACUGUGACACGUGGAUCGUGUGACAAUGCGGAGUUUCGUGAUAUUGACGUGGGCGAUUAUAGAGCGAUCUCAUUGCACGGUUUUUGUCGAGAAUCACCCCCAGCGCGUGUUACGCCAGCGGGAACCGUCUCCGCGCAAAAUCGCAUUGAAGUAUCGUUUAUAGAAUCUCGCGUUCUUUCAUUCAAUCGAUAAUUUCAGAUAUAACCGUGGAUGGAGAAGAGAAUCGCGCAUAGAAAAAAUUCAGCACGGGGGUGAAAUAAUCAACGUUACCGAGAAGAUCCAAGUGAUUCCAUUGAAGUCUUUGAUGCUGCUGAUAAAGGAAAGAGCAAGCAAUGCUUGAGAAAGCAAUGUGAUGAUCUACAAAUUCACGUUGAUGAAAUUCGAGAGAGGCGAUGUGUCUCGCCGAUGUAGAUCGCGAUUGCAAUUCGCAAACAAUGAAAGAAGAAGACGACGAGUGAGUCGCAGACAUUCGACAAACUGGAUCGUAAUCCGUUGAAUUUGAUACUAUCGACGCUGUCUAAAACACUACUCGUUGUUUAAAGGCCGCGUAACGUUAGACGAUAUCCAAGGUGCAACACGAGCGACCUGGGAAGGAGAGAGAGGAAGAGAGAGUGAGGGUUAUCGAUUAUUCGAAACAACGUUUCGCGAUUGUGUUCGCGACCGCGAAACUAAAACUGCCGGAUUGCACAGUCUAUGAUCAAGUGUAUCGGCAAACGUAUCCGACGUGCGUAUUAACGAGCUCAUCCGACCGUAAUUGUCGAAAUAUUGACGGGAAUUCAUACGGAGGAUCUUCAACGGUUGUGUUCAACGAAAGUCACAAAUGUAACCUCCGCUAAAUAAAAAUAUCGGAAAAGAGGAGACAAGUGUAAUAAUUAACGUUACGUCGAUAGUGUGAAAGCAAGUGUAUCUCGUUUGACACACACAAUUGUCAUUUUUAAUAAUUCAGCGGUGAUUUUAAAUAAUUCGAAGAAAGAGAAACGAUCCGCAUAAUUCUGUUCUAAAGUAACGAUCAAUUCGCGACAUAAAAUCACAUAAUGUAAAGUUGCUAAAUGAUUUGUAAAGUGAUCGAACAUAACUAGUCAAUAGAUUAAUAUACGAAGAAAGUGCGAUUGUGUCCUCGGAUUCAAGGACUACGAAAAAACUGCGAGCUUCAAAUUUUACUCCCGCGACACGUCAAAUGAAUCGAUAGACCGUCGAAAAUCACAGUUUUCAUUGUCGGCGAAAACGUAUACAUUAUAGUUUUCAGUGAAAAUAACAAACAUCACAGAGUGUCGAUAACCGAUAAGUGUCAUUGUGCAUCUGACGGAAGAAAACUUUGAUUUCCUGAUUAUGGCGACUCGAGGUGUUUGGCGCGUUCCUUCUGAUUCGCAUCUCUCGUCAGCGUUGCCGUACACGAAAUUCUCUAGAGUCCUUCGACAAGAUCGCAUGGGCGCACCCGAGGACCGCGAGAGUUAAUUAAAAUGCGAGAGCUGAACGCCACCGCAUGCGCUGCUUUGUACGACGGCGUCGAGUGGUCAAGCCUGGGGAACGUGGUUACUCUAAUCGUUCUGGCUAUUGUCAAUGUCAUGGUGGUGGUAGGUAACGUCCUAGUCAUACUGGCCGUCUACUGCACCAGUAAGCUGAGAAACGUGACAAAUAUGUUCAUCGUGAGCCUGGCCGUUGCCGAUUUGAUGGUCGGGGUCGCCGUCUUGCCAUUCAGCGCAACCUGGGAAGUCUUCAAGGUUUGGAUAUACGGAGAUCUCUGGUGUUCCGUGUGGCUGGCGGUCGACGUUUGGAUGUGCACGGCGUCGAUAUUGAAUUUAUGCGCCAUCAGCUUGGAUAGGUACUUGGCUGUGACCAGGCCAGUCAGUUAUCCUCAGCUUAUGUCAACGAAACGGGCCAGAAUGUUGGUGGGCACCGUUUGGGUUUUGAGCUUCGUCAUCUGCUUUCCGCCUCUGGUGGGCUGGAAGGACAAACGGUCACAUCCCUCGUACAACAUGACGUUUCCUCUACACAGCCCGUCCAACACCACCACUAUACUUAUACCGGUGAAGCCGUGUCCAUGGAUCUGUGAGCUGACCAACGACGCCGGUUACGUCGUUUACAGCGCCCUAGGCUCCUUCUAUAUACCGAUGCUAGUGAUGCUGUUUUUUUAUUGGCGGAUCUACAAUGCCGCCGUUUCCACGACGAGAGCCAUUAAUCAAGGUUUUCGGACAACGAAGGCCUCGAAAAUGCUCGGCAGCAGGUUCGACGAACAAAGACUGACCUUACGAAUACAUCGUGGCCGCAGUAGCGUCCACAACGGCAGCAACAACGGCAACUCGAGAAGCCCGGACUCGAGCAGCCGUAGCUCUGUCAAGCGGGAAAAAAUCAAAAUUUCGGUCUCCUACCCCAGUACCGAAACUCUUAACACAAAAUGCAACACUCUCGAGAGAACGCCAUCGAGGUGCUCGCAAAUCUCGGUUCAUUAUAGUAAUGGACAAACGCAGACGCAGCUUUGUUCACGAAAUACACACCUUAAGGUCGGUGGUGUUAAUAGAAUCGGCAGUAACAAAAAGCCGAGCAGACGGAGCAGCUGCGAGAGUCAGGUAACCAGCGACGAGCUGUCAUUGCGCGAGAUGACGCCGAGCAGCGAGGAGAAACCGCGGGUGAUGAAGCUGGGCAAGAGGAACAUAAAAGCACAAGUGAAGAGAUUCCGCAUGGAGACUAAGGCGGCGAAGACCCUGGGCAUCAUCGUCGGCGGUUUCAUCAUGUGCUGGCUGCCGUUCUUCACCAUGUAUCUGGUGCGCGCAUUCUGUCCGAAUCACAUCCAUCCGACCGUCUUCAGCGUAUUAUUUUGGCUAGGCUAUUGUAAUUCCGCGAUAAACCCCUGCAUCUAUGCUCUCUUCAGCAAGGACUUUCGUUUCGCUUUCAAAAGAAUCAUCUGUUGCAAGUGCUCCUGCAUACAACGCGUCAACACCUUGCGUCGUGGCAGUGACGGCAGUCAGUUGGCGAUGAGGUCAGUGUUACAAUUUACAAUAUUACAAAAGAUAUCGCAAUAUAAUUUCGCGAUUUAUUUUUGCACAAGAGAAACGAUCUCUUAUCGUUUAUAUAUUCCAAAUUUUAUAUUUAAAUUUAAGAAAUCUUGUCAUACAGUUUAUCAUUUAUUCAUCUUGGUGUAUCAUCUACAAUUAUCGUUCGGAUUCAUUGGACUUCUAUAUGUGAAAAAUCUGUUUUAUAUAACCGCAUAAAAGAAAAUUUUCAAAUUUUAUCAUAUUUUACGCACCAUAAAUGUUUGAUGGAUAAAACGUCAUCAAAUUUUAAAGAGUCCAUCUUUUCACUCGAUUAUAUAAACAUACAUUCGCGGACAAUAUGUUCUCUUGAUUGCGCAUAAAAUGCGCGAUCGAUUCUGUGGCUUGGAUUUAGAAUAUCCAAUUUUGGUCUUGAACCCGAGUUGUGUAUUCAAAAUACACAUCCCAUAAACUUUAUAUAUCCCUAAACUAUAAUCCAAUUAGCUCGCGAGAGAAUGUUGCCAUUCUCAAAAGCAAUUCACAGAAGAUUCGUGCCUUUGAUGUCUCACGGGAACGAUUCCGUGUGUGUUUCAUAGAAACGAACGAAGUCCGAGUUACUCGAUCCGCGGUGCUCAACACGGGAUCUCCAUCGACGACUCGGAUCCAGAUCCGGCAUCGGAACCAACGCACUCGCAGAGCGAGUCCAGAUGAUCGUAGCGGCACGUCCGAGCUGGCAGGCAGCGCGUCACCUUUAACUCCCGAUCUUCUAGAGCGAAGAUAUUCUUAUGAUCGGCGACUCUCAGACAUGUCAACGUAACAUACGUUUCGCCUUUUCGCCAGACUGACGCGAAUUUGACUGUCGAUGAAGCUAGAAACGCGUGCAUGCUCUGUCUGUCUAAUACGAGACGCGAUUAUACGAAAUCGUUAAGCGAGCAAUUAAGAAAGGAGUAACAAGCGUUUUGUUUAAUUUUUUUGUUGCCUUUUGUUGUUGAAAAACGAAUAUCACUAUUGAUUUAUCUGUCUAUCGGCAUCAUAUAAUCUCACUACAAUGACUGAGAUGAAUAAGAAAGGAAAAGCCAAAUGGUUUACUAGGCGAGAUAGGCAAAUAAUUUGUUACUCUUUCGACUUGAUUCUCGUAAAUCGCGUAAUCUCGCUGCAACGAGUUUAUAACGAAGCCAGCAAAGAGGUAAGUCAAGUGACAAAUUACUCUUCUCGUUUCUCUGCCAUCUAUCUCUGAAAGAAACAUAAGCAAGUAACUCGCCAUUCGAUUUGCUUUUACACUGUAAUUGGUCGAUGGAAACAGAAUGCCAGAGAGAGCUUCGUGCAACGCGCGUCCAAUUGAAACUGGAUUUUACCACACCAGGCUUGGAACGCGGUGCUUCAUCUGUGCAAAGAGUAGAGAAAAAAGAUAAUCCGUCGCGGGCGUCGUCGCGCGCACUUUUUCUCAAGACCGUUUCGCGGCACUUCGCUUCGAUUUGUACUUUCGACUACGUUAUAAGAGCUUAACACGGUCGUGUCUUUCGUAAGUAACCAUUUCUCCUCGUGAACACCCCGUCCGGUGAACAUCGUAGUGAGUCAUCGUACACACUUAAUGUUACAUGUAUCUCGCGCGGAUCGUCAGAGAGUAGUCGGUUGAAUUAUUACAGACUCGAGAUGAUAAUCUUUCCGAUGAUUGCAUUGUAAACAAAACUGACUAAAACUUUAGACAAAGUGUCCGCAGCUUUUUUGCAGACACAUUGUCCGAAUUUUCAGACAGAAUGAUGUCUAAAAUUUUCAGAC